ACCAUCAGGCAGACAGACAGGUUGCUAGGUAAGAGCUGGGUACGGACUUCAGUCAAAUACUGCACUGAAGCAGGUUGUUAGAGAAACCUGGCAUCGAACUAAAAACUACUCUUAAUCAAGGUUCACACUCAGAAUAGACACAAGAGACUAUAACACGAAGGUGAAGGGUUAGCUCUAUAAAGGCAGUUUAUUCUGAGGAGUUUUUUGAAAAGGUAACAGGAGGACCUGGAUCUGUUCUGCUCCACUUCUCCAAACAGCCUUCUUCUUCCACUUUGCACAAAGGAGGAUCUGUGCGCUGCUGCUGCCGCUGCUGUCGCUGCUGCUGCUGCAGGUAGAUAAAUGCGCUCAGGUAAUGUAACACGAAACUCAACCAUGUGACCAAUGGCGAUUUGAAGAGAGACCAAAAACUGCUUUGCAUAAAAGCACCAACUGGCAGUGGAGUCGAGGAUGUAGUCGGGCUGCUGCUGGAGGAUCCAGUCCCUGCCCGUUCGUGCGUAAAAGCGCACUUGUUUCGUGUCGUAGGAUGUUACCUGUCACCUUCACUGGACUAAACCACUCGCUGCGGUUUCAUUUCUGACAAGGUGAGGCGGAAGCGACAUGGUUCAUCCGUGAGGGAUCGACCCCGCUGGGUGUGUUUCCCGUUUUUCGUUGUCCACCUGUUCACAUCCGGAUCAAUGCUGUUCCCGGAGGACCACAUGUCCACCCAGUGACCUGAUGCCAUGGGCCCAAGCUGAUGCCCUGAGGUCCCCAGUCUGCCCGCACUUGGCCCCCGGCUAGAGAUGGAAGCAUAUCCGGAUGUGCUGACCAUCCCUGGAGCUGUGGCCGGGAGUGUUUUACUGCUACUGCUGAGCAGUGAUCCGGCGUGGGGAAAUUUGACCACCACUAGCCCCCCUUCAAAUAUAACUAAUGGACACAACAUCGCUGCUAUCGUGGCCCCCACGGUCACUCUGGGGGUCUUGGCCAUCGUCUUGGCCAUGCUCGCUUGGCUUUUCUGCGUGGUGAAAAAGAAGAGGCAGUCCGAGGGUACGUACAGACCCAGUGCCGAGGAGCAGUCCGGCGUGCACAGCGUGGCAGCACCGGACACGCUAAAGCUACCAAAGGAGGAGCGACUCAUUUGAGAUGCGGUGCUCGGACUAAAAUCCUUGGCGCUCCUGCUUGACGAGGCUCUCUCUCUCUUGAGCUGAAGAAUCUCUCGGGGCUGAGAGAGGACGGAGUGCCACCUUCACACGAUGCUUUUACCGACCGCUUCGUCUCAACCAGCACAGAAUGGUUCCUGUGUGACCACGUGGGGAGAUUCACCUGGAUGUGUCUUCCAACAGAUUUCAAGACAGUUGAUCAUUUCAAGUGGGAUUUCUCUUCUGCACAUGUGAAACAGGAGCUGCAAUAUUUUAUCACUACUAGUAAUUUUCUAUUUGGUCAUGUUUUCCUGUUUCAGUUGCCUUAAUAUUCAAUGCAGAUUCAUUGUAAAAAUACUGUCACCGACUAAAUCUAUGCUGAUCAUUUACCUCAAACUUUAUAUUUUUGCUACAGAGAGCUCAGACGAGUCCAUUGCAUUUACAACUGAUAAUGUUUUUAAUCCUAACAAUGAAAGUAGGCCAACAAGGUUACCUGCUGUGUGAUGAAAAUGAGGUUACACUGGGAAAUUAAACCCAGCACAAAGCAAAUUGUCGUUUACACUUGAAGUAUUCUUUAAAUAAUCACACUAAUGUAAAGGUUGCAUCGUUUCAAAUCUUUCACUUCAUCAGACUAGCCAUGAAGCGCAUGAGGCAUCGUAAUCAUCAGAGAUGUUUCGCAGUGUCACAGCAUAUUUAUGAAUUCUUUCUGUCUGAUAAAUAACAACGUGUUUGUACCAUAGAUGAGUAAUUAAAUCUAACAAAACAUGUA
Messenger RNA from Platichthys flesus (European flounder), 1884 nucleotides. RefSeq names its product crumbs homolog 3a (gene crb3a). NCBI's taxonomy places the organism in Eukaryota, Metazoa, Chordata, Actinopteri, Pleuronectiformes, Pleuronectidae. The coding region runs from base 780 to 1118 and encodes 112 amino acids. The record is from RefSeq and is a predicted model, not a curated record. The transcript is spliced from 4 exons.